AUGGGUAUUACCAAGGCUGUCGCACUCCUUGCGCUGGGUGCCCCAAUCCUGGCCUCCAACAGUCCUGGUCUUCCUUUCGUCAUCAACACUUGGUCCGGUCCCUUUGAAGCCGCCACCGAGACUGCAUACCGCCUCCUCUCCAAGAACUGCACACCUUCUGCCCUCGAUGCCGUCCAGGCCGGCUGCACCACCUGCCAAGAGGCUCAGUGCGACUCAUCAGUUGGCUAUGGCGGCUCGCCCGAUGAGAACUGUGAGACGACUCUCGAUGCCAUGAUCAUCGAUGGCGAGACGCUCAACGCGGGCGCCGUGGCCGGUAUCAGGAGGAUCAAGGAUGCCGUUGGCGUGGCGCGCAUGGUCCUCGACCGAACGACGCACACCAUGCUAAGCGGCGAUCUCGCAACCCAAUUCGCGGUGGAGAUGGGCUUCGAGGAGGAGGACCUGACAACGCCCGCCUCCAAGGAGAGAUGUGAGACAUGGAAGGCGGCCAAUUGCCAGCCAAACUAUAGGGUGAACGUGUUGCCCCAAGGCCAAUGUGGCCCUUAUACGCCCGACCUGUCGUCGCGCAAGCUGGUGGAUAAGCGCCCGGUUUCACACGACACAAUUUCCAUGAUUGCCAUUGCAAAAGAUGGGGCUAUGGCGGCGGCUACGAGCACAAACGGCGCUACCCACAAGGUGCCAGGCCGCGUUGGCGACGGCCCUAUUGUUGGAUCCGGUUCCUACGCCGACAGCGAGGUCGGUGGUUGUGGCGCUACGGGGGACGGCGACAUCAUGAUGCGCUUCUUGCCUUGCUACCAGGCCUUGGAGAGCAUGAGAGGCGGCAUGAGUCCUGCAGAAGCGGCAGAAGACGCUGUGCGACGGAUGGUGAGCAAAUACCCCGAGGUGUCCAGUGGCCUGGUCGUUGUGGACAACAAAGGCAACCAUGCCGGCGCCGCAAGCGGCUGGACGGGAACCUUUACGUAUUCCUUCAAGGGUGGAGAUAUGGAGGAGACGGAGGUUGUGGAGGUUCCCAACAUUGCAUAG
Messenger RNA from Emericellopsis cladophorae, 1020 nucleotides. Its product is annotated as putative N(4)-(beta-N-acetylglucosaminyl)-L-asparaginase precursor. The record is from RefSeq and is a predicted model, not a curated record. Gene Ontology annotation, molecular function: N4-(beta-N-acetylglucosaminyl)-L-asparaginase activity. Gene Ontology annotation, biological process: protein deglycosylation. The coding region runs from base 1 to 1020 and encodes 339 amino acids. The transcript has a single exon. NCBI's taxonomy places the organism in Eukaryota, Fungi, Ascomycota, Sordariomycetes, Hypocreales, Bionectriaceae.